Ruditapes philippinarum (Manila clam) is the source of this 3519-nucleotide messenger RNA. Its product is annotated as pyrimidine-nucleoside phosphorylase-like. Gene Ontology annotation, molecular function: RNA binding; 1,4-alpha-oligoglucan phosphorylase activity; pyrimidine-nucleoside phosphorylase activity. Lineage: Eukaryota; Metazoa; Mollusca; Bivalvia; Venerida; Veneridae. The transcript is spliced from 9 exons. Gene Ontology annotation, cellular component: ribosome; cytosol. Gene Ontology annotation, biological process: pyrimidine nucleobase metabolic process; pyrimidine nucleoside metabolic process; translation. The record is from RefSeq and is a predicted model, not a curated record. Bases 129 to 1664 code for a protein of 511 amino acids.
ACAGACAUGUUAUUUGAUGUAUGUGAUAAUAUAUAUACUUUAAUCAGAUUUUUUUUCUGGAUAAUUUGGGAGAUUAUAAGGAGGUCACAAAUCUCAGAAGAAAGACUAGCAAUCUUGCAGGAUCAAAAAUGGCAAAAUAUAGAGAGGUGCUGCGUAAAUUAGUGCUGUUGGUCGCAUAUGACUCACGGAAUUUUGAACGUUUGCUUUCGAAAGCAUAUAGUAAAAUGGAGCGUGUUCUAUAUCAAAGGAGUACCGAGCCAUCUUCCAUUAAGGAUCUUGUAAGCAAGACGAAACAGAAACAAACAUUAUGUAAGAAAGAGAUAGAAUAUUUCGUGACAUGUGCAACACAAGUCGAACAAAAUAAGGGACAAGGUGGUAAUAAUGCUACCAAUGUAUCAGUACAGAAAGAGGAUAUAGGUGACAUGUUAAAAGCGAUCUGUGACAAAACGCUUAACGAGGAAGAGACUUUACAUCUCACAGAAGCAAUGAUUAAUUCUGGAAUAACUCUGCGAUGGCCUGCCAAUUGGACAGUUGUAGACAAACAUAGUACAGGUGGUGUUGGUGACAAGGUCAGCUUAGUUCUUGCACCUGUACUUGCAGCGUGUGGACUGAAGGUACCAAUGAUAUCAGGUAGAGGCCUUGAACACACAGGUGGUACGUUAGACAAACUUGAGUCUAUCCCAGGCUUCAAAGUUAUGCAGGAAGAAGAAGACAUGUUGCGAAUAUUGAGGAGAGCUGGAUGUUGUAUUGUUAGCCAAACAAGUCAGCUUGUACCUGCUGACAAAAUUUUGUACGCUUUACGAGACGAAACUAAAACAGUAAAUGAGCAUGGACUAAUUACGGGAUCAAUCAUUUCAAAAAAAGUUGUUGAGUCACCUGAAGCAUUGGCUCUAGAUGUCAAAUUUGGAAUAGGGGCUUUCUGCAAAACAACAGACGUUGCAAUAAACUUAUCUGAAAAAAUGGUCAAAGCAGGAAACAGUUUGGGUGUCAAAACAGUUGCCUUAAUUACUGACAUGAACUCUCCUCUUGGUAACGCGAUUGGGAACGCUCUUGAGGUGGCUGAAUCUAUAAAAUGUCUCCAAGGAGAAGGGCCAGAAGAUCUGAUCGAAUUAGUUAAAUAUUUAGGAGGUCAACUGUUGGUUAGUGUUAAAAAGGCACCAAGUUUAGGUGAAGCAUAUGACAUGAUCGACACUACAUUACAGAAUGGAACAGCCAUUAAACAUUUUGUACUCAUGCUUAAGGAACAGGGCGUAACGCCAGAACUAGCCGACAAACUCUGUGAAAAAGGGAUUGAUAUUUCCACAUUAUUACCUCAAUCUGAACACACCGAACAACUCAAAGCCGAAACUGAAGGUUAUGUACACGGAAUUGAUGCAAUGAAAUGCGGAAAGCUGUCCGCAGAAUUAGGAGCCAAUCGGAUUAAUCCUGGCGACGUUAUAAACCCUGCUGUUGGACUCGUUCUGCAAACACACGUUGGGAAGAAAAUUGCUUGUGGCUCACCAUGGGUUGAAGUCCACUAUGAUAACGAGCUGCCUAAUGAUUUUCUUCACGAACUCCAAAAGGCCAUUGAUAUCCGACCAAAUGAAAUUGCAAGACAAAGCAGAUUGGCUUACAUAGUGGAGAAAAUACCAACUGAUGACAUCGUGAAAAUCAAAUGCAACUAAACAAUUCGGUUUAUGUUUUCUAUCAAUAAUGUCUGAUUGUGAUUCAGAGCUUUCUUAUUUGUUUGACUGUUAUGAUUGAUAUUCAAUUCAAGAAUAAGCUAGAAAUUGUGUAAGCAAAGCUUUGUUUGAAUUAUCUUUUAUCUUCCAACUGACUGCUGAUUGAUACUGCGUUGUGUUUAAAUGAGAAAGGUCAAGUGGCAUUCUAGUUUGUUAAACUGUAUAUUAUGUUUGGUAUUCACGAUACAGAACCUGGAAAUUUAGAUUGCAAAGAUUCGUAUGAAUUAUCUUUUCAUUUCCACCAGGUUGCUGAUUGUAAUUGUUGUGUUUUAAACAAGAAAAGUAAAGUCGCAUACUCCGUUUUGGGUCAGUCUGUAUGAAGUAAACUGUAUGAAUUGAAUUCAAUAUUUAAAUGACCAGGAAAAUGACAGAUCACAGUAAAGUUUUCCGAGUCACUUGAGAAUUACUGACGAUUUGAACUGUUUAACGUCAUUAUCCGUUUCAUUUGCAUAAUGCAUAGAUCCCUGACCUGUCCAAUUCUAAUUAUCAGAUUAGUGGAUACAGUAAGAAUUUCACCACAACAUAUUUGUUAACAAAAGAGCAAGAGCACGUGUCAAUGUUUGUGGGUAAAUUUAUUGUUAUUCAAAUGAAAGGUCAGAGUAAGGAUCUAUCAAUCAGAAGAAUGAUACAUAACUUCUACAUAAUUACUUCUAGAUUUAAAAAUAAGAUUUUAACAAAACAAUUCCUAAGAUGAAAAAAAUAAACACUUCAAAUAUAAACAAAAUUAGGCAAAAAAAGAUUUUUUGGUUAAGAUACAGACUACUACGGGGUUUUGUAUUGCUUGAAAUAAUGGCGAACUUCGAAGUGUCUAUUAUUCUUCAUUUAUCAUAUAAAUAUAGUCAAUCUUUUGAAAAUGUAUAUCCAAUUCAUCUCAACUUUACAAAGGAAAAAUGAGCAUAGUGUCAGUUUAAGCCUAUUAAAUCUUUUUAUCAAAUUAUAUAUAUUCCAUUUGGUUUAUAAUUUCGUUUAUGGAUUUUAUUGUCUAUUGUUGUAUAUUGACACAGAAAUCAUUUGCAUCAACGUUUCAACAUUGGUUUCGUUGUAGGAAGACACACACAACACGAUGAUUCAUUGACUUAUGAAACCGUAUCACGUGACUUUUGUAUUGUAUAGAAAUCACUGUGUAUCAACAAUACAUUCAUCUUUUUACAUUUACAUGAUAAUAUAUACCCUUAAGAUACUUCUACAAAUCUGUUAUCAACAUAUAUUAUUGUGAGUGUCAGUGUGAGUUGUUAUUUGAUUUAAUUUAGCUAUUUUGGUGUGCUUAUAGUACAGGUUGCUUCUUGUGUAAAUACUUAUUUGCUUACCUUUAGUUUUAUUGAAUAUUUCCUAGUGUAUUUAAACGAGAUGUGCAAAUUAAAUGCGAUAUCGCAUUUAACCUUUGUAGAACUAUUCUAACAUGAUAAGUAAGGAUAUAUAUGUCAUAAGAUCUUUAAACUUACUUGUUGAUAAACUUAACAUCAUAAUAUUUUUGUUUAAAAUAUUCUACAUUAUUAUAUAUCUAAUAAAUCUAACCAAUCGACAAUCUGCAUUUGUACCUCGUGACCGUCAAAUAUAUUCCCGUAUUAGAUCCAAAAAAAAUAUCAUUUUCAUAUUGGACGUUUUGGUACAUGUGCACCAAACGACUUUCUUAUAUUUUGACUGACGUCAUUUGCGUUAUAUAAACAUAGCGUUUAGACACGCUAAAUGUUAGCGUUUUACUAUAGUCAAUGUGAUAAUUUAGAUAAGUGGUGUCAAUGUGAUAUUUGUGGGAUUUACUGUUAUAUAAUUAUGAUGUUUAUUAAACAUUUAUUACUGA